AUGGCGGCGGGGCCGGAGGCAUGGAACACGUCUGAGCUACUCGCCGCGUGCUGCGGCGCGGCGGUGCAGGUGUGGGCCCCCCUCAGCGCCGACCCCCGCCGGGACGUCGCGAUCGACGAGGCCGCGGGCGUGUCGGCGCUCGACUGGAGCGGCAACAACAAGGUGCUGGCGGUGGCGGGCGACAAGGCCCAGAUCACGAUGGUCGGGGGUGGCAAGGUCAUAGGGUACGUCCCAGAGGUCCCAGAGGCCAGCUUGAGUGGCGUCACGGCAAUGAGAUUCUCCGCGGACUCCAAGCGACUCGCUAUCGGAUGCACAAACCGGGCGCUGCACAUUCGCGACCUUCGGAGCCAGGGCGCUGGCAACAAGUGCAUAAUCGACCACAAGGCACCCGUGGCCGCGCUGGCCAUCAGCCCCGACGACUCAUUGCUGGUGUCUUCCAGUGCUGGCGGCCAGGUAAUGCUCCACGACUUCAAAACAGGCGCCAAGCUCGCCUCCCUCGCCCACGACGGCGCCGCGCGGUCCGCCGCGCUGCAGUUCUGUGCUUCAGACGCCGACCGCCUGGCGACCGCCUCGGACGACGGCGGCGUCGCCGUCUGGAGCGUCGCGGCCCGCGCGGCGCGGCACGAGCUGCGUCGGCUGCACCGGGGCGGCGCCACGGGCGUGCGUUUCGCGCCGGACAGCCCGCACGUCCUAUACUCGUGUGGCAAAGAUGGCCGGCUGCUGGUGCUGGACACGCGGCAGCCGACACAGCAGCAGCAGGAGACCCUUGCCGCGCAGGCGUCUCAGCCCCUGACGUGCUUGGACGCGCGCUUCGAUGCCCGCAGCCUGGCAGUGGGGACGUCUGGAGGCGCCGUCCUGGUGUUUGACCUGCGGCGCCCCGGCCAGGAGGUCGGCUCGCGGUCUUUUGGGGACGCGGCGGGGCCGGUAGCCUGUGUGCGGUGGCAGCACGCGCCGCACGCUGGGUCAAAGCACAAAGCGGCAGCGGCGGCCUCGGCGGGCGGGGCCGCAAUCAGCGGCGCGCCGGGGCGGCUGACGGCGGCGGCGGCGCCUGCGGCCGCGGCCGCGGCCCUGAGCGCGCAGGGCGGCCGAGGGGACGCGAUCUUGGCCGCGAGGGGCGCCCCGGCCGCAGCUGCUGGUGCCUUCGGGCCGCACGCACCAGCGGCUGCCGCGGCGGGGCGCUCGGUGACGCCGGAGCCGGCGCGCGGCGUGUCGCCGGAGCCCUCAGCCGUGUCCGGGUUCAGCCUGGACGGCUUCACACGGGCGGUGUCCCCGGUGCGCCUCAGCGACCCCGACACCCGCACGCCCACCGGCCCAAACACUGCCGGCGCCGGCGCGGCGGCCGCGGCGACGCCGGGCGACUCGUUCGCGUCGGGGGUCGGCGCGUUCAUGGUCACGCCCGGCGUCGGCGUCACCCGCGGGCUCGCAGCCGCGCAGGGGCUGGCGGCGGCGGACGGGACGCCGAUCAGUCGCAUCGCGCAGUUUGCUGCGAGCGACCCGCAGCUGCCGCCGCCGCGUCCGCAGCAGCCUGUGUUGGGCGCCGCCGGAGGCAGCAGGGGCGAGCGCGCGGCUCUGGACACUCAAAACCGGCCCGCCGCGGACGCGGCGCCGCCGCCGCCGGGGGGCGCGAAGGCGGGGCCGCCAGCCGGCGCGGGCGGCGCGCGGCACGGCGGCGUAGCGGCGCAGGCAGCGGCGGGAGUGACGCCGCGGGGCUAUGCGGGAUCGAGGCAGCAAGCCGGGUCUGGCGUCGCCGCACGGGCUGCAGCCAUCACCAACGCGGCCGGCGGCGGCCUCGGCAGCCGCGCGGCAUCAGCCGCAUCCAGCGCCGCCGUCGAGGCCGCUGCCGUGGCGGCGCUGGAGGGCGCCGCGGGCGCGGCCUCGGCGCGGGCGGCACAGGAGGCAGGCGCAGCCGCGGCGGCGGCGGGGCCCGGCGCGGGCGUGGACGGGGUGUUUGCGGGGCCAGGGGCGGGGAUGAUGCUGCGGGAGGACGUAUUCCGCGCAUACAUUGACCAGCAGACGGCGGCCGUGCGCCAGGACGUCCGCAGCCUGCACUUGGAGGUGCUGCAGCAGUUCCACCAGGCGCAGAUGGACCUUAUGAGUGUUGUGGAGGGCCUGGCCCAGCGCCAGGAGGCCAUAGUGCAGCGCCUGGAGGCCCUGGGGCGCCAGGUGCAGGAGGCGGCGGACAGCCGGGGCGCGGGGGGGCUGCAGAGCGGCGGCGGCGGCGUGGGCAUCUCCAUGGCGUGGCUGUGA
Molecule: messenger RNA, 2247 nt
Organism: Monoraphidium neglectum
Lineage: Eukaryota; Viridiplantae; Chlorophyta; Chlorophyceae; Sphaeropleales; Selenastraceae
Exons: 8
Coding region: 1-2247 (748 amino acids)
Biological process (GO): microtubule nucleation; mitotic cell cycle
Cellular component (GO): pericentriolar material; spindle pole; ciliary basal body
Molecular function (GO): gamma-tubulin binding
Source: RefSeq, a predicted model, not a curated record